CUGCCGAAAUGCGGAAGAAAUAAAUAAAUAAUUUUGAAAAGGCCGUCAGAGUAACGCGAUCCGCUGCAGUUCCUCUCCAACUCCAAGGGAAUCUCCGCCGAGGUCGAGCAAAACCGGGUCGGAAGGGCAUUACGGUCACUUCGCGCCGCCCCGCACCGGACGCUGCUCCCGCUCCUCAUUUUGAAAGCAUCGUGCAUUCCCCGUCUCCUCGCCAGUCUAGGGUUUCCGGUACUCGAAAUCGCCAUGAAUGGCCACUGAGCUCGAGCGCCCACACGUCGAAGAUCCCUUCGCGGAUUGCUCCGUCCUCUCUUUCCUCUCUCAAACCCUUGGAACUCAUCUCCAUGCCCCGGAGGCGGAGGAAGAGGAAGACCGAAAUCUCUUCACGUCCAUGGCAUUGAAGGGCUCGAAGGAGUUUCUGGAACAGGCGCAACAAAUCAAGAAGAGUUGUUCCAACUUUCCAAGUCCACAUUCUGAGUAUGGAGACAAAGCCAUUUCUGCAGAUGUCAAGGACCGUCCCCAAGGACGAAGACCAGCAUUGGGUCGAAAACGGGCUCAGUUUUCUUUAAAGCCUAACUCAAGCCAUUCUGUGCCAAAAAUGGACUUUGAUUCUGGUUUUGAUCACAUUGAAGACCCAGAAGAGUAUUUCUUGGCCUUUGAGCAGCUUGAAAAUGCUGAUAAAGAAUUGAAGAAACUGAGGGGAGAGGUUUAUACUGAUCUGCUCGAGCAUCACCAGUCCCCAACAGCUCGCAAGCGUCGUCCUGGAAUUUUGGGGAAGACAGCAAGCUAUAAACAUCAUUUUCCCGCUAAAGUUGAUACUGCCCAGGCCUUCAGGGAAUCACAACAAGAAAUUUCUGAUAAAAGAACUUUUAGCCCAUCCAGCACUUCGAUUAUUGCAGAGUCAAGUAAUAUUUUGCAUCCUAGAACAGUUGACCAACGUGUCACUUCACAAUCCAGGAAAACAAAUAGUGAACUCCUUGAUGCUAAAGAAAGACAAGGUUCUGUGACUCACAAGGAGAAAAAUGUUAAUGAUCUUUUAGAUAAAUUAUUGAUUUCAUUUAAAGAUUUGGAUGAAGGUGAAGGGGCAACUCUGCUGCGGGAGAGCUUGCAUAUCAAGUCAAUUAAUGUAGGCAAAGUGUGUCUCCCUGAAUUGCAUACUGUUCAGAAGAAUGUCACUAGAACACUUGAGGGUAGAGUGAUGAGAAAGGAGUUAGAGGGCCGCCAACUUUCACAAAAUUCAUCAACUCUAGCAAGAAGUCCGCUUGCUGCAAUUUCAAUCUUGCAGAGGCGCAUUUCGCCGAAAGAUCCAUUGGAAGAUCCAUACUCAGGGCCUCCUAUUAAUGAUGCACCAAUUUUCAGAGAUUCUUCUAGACGUAAAGGUGAAGAUGAGAACUCUCUUUCACCUCCUGCUGAUAUUGGCCAUCAUGAUAGGAAUGAUUCAAUUGCUGGUGAUGCUUCCAGGCCAGUGAUGGUAAAUGGCAAAAGAUUGUGUUUGGUGGAUAAAUUGAACACACCAGUUUCUGGAGAAGAUAGAACUGUUGACAAUAAGAUCACAACAGAAGAAAAGCUAACAGAAUAUUCCCCAUGCUUGCUUGAAAAUGCCACGGAGCAAAGCAACAAUAAAUUUGAUAAUGACAAAGAUGCAUCUGGUGGACUUGAUGGCCAUAUGGAAGAGGAGGGCAAUGAUAUGCAGCUGGAUGCUUUAAUCUCGGAUCAGCCAGAUACUGGAGUUGAAUAUCCAACUUCUGGUUGUAAGGUUCCCAUUGGAAGAGAAGGCUUGGCUCGUCCACAGGGUAGCGACAUGCCUCAAAAUCAUAGUAGUUAUGGAAUUGAUGUUGAUGCUAACUUCCAUGGUCCUGAUGACAUUUUGCAAGAUGAGGCAACCAUUCCGGCACAGGAAGUGGUAGUUGGUAUGGAGGCUUCUAAAGAUAACUCCAAUCUUCCGACAACGGUCCUUCCAAUGGAUGUGCAAUCAGAAAAUGCACGUGUCUUACCAGAAGAAAAUAAUGAGAGACAAGGUCUUCAGGGAGCUUCUGGAGCACCUCAGAACAGAGAAAGGAGGCAAAAAGCACCAAGUCACAAACAAAACAGGAAAAAAUUGGUUUCAAGAAGACAAAGCCUUGCAGAUGCUGGGAUGGCAUGGAAAUCUGGCAUAAGGCGAAGCACCAGAAUUAGGUCAAGGCCUCUGCAGUAUUGGCUCGGGGAAAGAUUCUUAUAUGGGCGCAUACAUGACAGCUUGGCAACAGUCAUUGGGGUGAAGUACGCAUCACCAGGUAACCCAGCGCUGAAGGUUAAGUCAUUUGUCUCGGAGGAAUAUGCAGACCUCGUAGCUCAAGCAGGACUCCAUUGAGCUGAUACUUUUCCGUUUCCUCUUUAUGACAGCUAUUCUAGUAUGCUCCUCACCCUAAUGACCUGUCUGUUAGUCACCCUGAAGUGUUGUCUAAAGGGUACAGAUAGAUUGUAGUUCAAUUUUGGAACUUGGCCGGCAACGGUAUUUUGAGCUAAAUGUCAAGUCUCCUGUAACUUGUAAGGUAUCAAUAUUGCAUUGAUAUUCUUUAUGCUUUCUUAUCAAAAAAAAAUUCUUUA
This is a messenger RNA of Elaeis guineensis (African oil palm), 2583 nucleotides long. Its product is annotated as centromere protein C-like. Gene Ontology annotation, molecular function: centromeric DNA binding. Lineage: Eukaryota; Viridiplantae; Streptophyta; Magnoliopsida; Arecales; Arecaceae. Gene Ontology annotation, biological process: attachment of mitotic spindle microtubules to kinetochore; spindle attachment to meiosis I kinetochore; kinetochore assembly. The record is from RefSeq and is a predicted model, not a curated record. Gene Ontology annotation, cellular component: kinetochore.